Messenger RNA from Elephantulus edwardii (Cape elephant shrew), 696 nucleotides. It is a transcript of the gene IL22RA2, whose product is annotated as interleukin 22 receptor, alpha 2. Gene Ontology annotation, molecular function: protein binding; interleukin-22 receptor activity. The coding region runs from base 1 to 696 and encodes 231 amino acids. NCBI's taxonomy places the organism in Eukaryota, Metazoa, Chordata, Mammalia, Macroscelidea, Macroscelididae. The record is from RefSeq and is a predicted model, not a curated record. The transcript is spliced from 5 exons.
AUGAAGUCUAACCAUUGCUUUCUUGGCUUCCUUGUCACUUUUCUCUUGAGCGAUGGAGCAGAAACCCAGCCAGCUCAGGAAUCUCUAAAGCCCCAGAGGGUACGAUUUCUAUCUCAAAAUUUUCACAACAUUUUGCACUGGCAGCCUGGGAAGGCACUUAUGGGCAACCACAGCAACUAUUUUGUGCAGUACAAAGUAUAUGGGCAGAGACAAUGGACAAAUAAAAAGGACUGCUGGGGUAUUCCAGAACUCUUGUGUGAUCUCACCAACGAAACCUUGGACAUACGAGAACCUUACUAUGGGCGAGUGAGAGCAGCCGCCGCUGGGAUCUCCUCCAGGUGGAGCAUGAGCCCGAGGUUCACUCCCUGGUGGGAAUCGAAAAUAGAUCCUCCACUCAUGAAUAUAACACAAGUCCAUGGAUCUUUGUUGGUGAGUCUCUGUACUCCAAAUUUUCCAUACAGAGACACAAAAGGAAAUAAUGCAUCAGUAGAAGAUUACUAUGGAAUAGUGUACCAAGUAUUUAUCAUUAGCAAUUCUCUAGAAAAGGAGCAGAAGGUAUAUGAAGGAAAACGCAGAGUGGUGAAAAUUGAAGCUCUACCAUCUCAAUCCAGCUACUGUCUAUCAGCUAAAAUAUAUCAACCAAUGUUAGAUAAAAGAAGUGCGAGAAGUCAAGAGAGAUGUGUGGGAAUUCUGUAA